UUAUGGAAUACUUGUUUUUAAUCAAUUCAUUAUUACUGAUUAUUUUUGAUUACGUAGAUACAAAAGAGUGUGUUUUCAGUUAACAGUGUUUAUUGUGGAUUGUAAGCAUCACAUUAAAAACACGAUGUGCACAAACAAAUAACAAGGAAAUAUACUAAAUACUAAAUUGUCUUACCUCUUAUGGAAGCUGCAAUGUUAUUUUCGGCCACGCUAAUUUUAUUGCUAUGUGGUACCAAUGCAGAAUACACUGUAAAAUGCAACAAUGGAACUCAAAAGAGCUUAACCCUUGAGCGUUCGGACGAUGAUGUGAAGAGUCGUUACAUUGUCCAAUGGUGCACCGCUGUGGAUACUGUAGAAUCCGAGUGGAAUGUCGCCCUGUCGUAUAACACCAAUUUGAACAAAGUCAAAUGCAGUACUACUGCAUUUGACUUUGUUCAAAUAGCUAGACGCUGGAACAAGCAUUCUGAGAUCCGUGUACCUUUUCAUGGAAAAGAAAUUAAUUGCACAAAUGUUUGCUUUAUGGCACCAUUGGAUCUGAUAUUCAGCAGUUGCUACUUCAUAGAGAGCUCACUGCCAGCGAUGAGCUCACAGAAAACUAAUGCUCACCGUUACAUAUCAAAUGAGUAUACAAUUGCUUCGUUCAUAAACCGUAAAAUUUAUGCUGACGCCAUAUAUCAUGAGUGA
This is a messenger RNA of Achroia grisella, 684 nucleotides long. RefSeq lists its product as uncharacterized. Lineage: Eukaryota; Metazoa; Arthropoda; Insecta; Lepidoptera; Pyralidae. The record is from RefSeq and is a predicted model, not a curated record. The transcript is spliced from 2 exons. The coding region runs from base 181 to 684 and encodes 167 amino acids.